Bursaphelenchus okinawaensis is the source of this 369-nucleotide messenger RNA. The record is from the annotation of a GenBank genome assembly. Lineage: Eukaryota; Metazoa; Nematoda; Chromadorea; Rhabditida; Aphelenchoididae.
AUGCUAAUUGCCCGCGAAGCACUGAAGGUGGCUGAUCGACCCCUCAUUCUGCUCGGCACCACGAGUCUCAUCGCGUCAACAUUGACCAAGUUGAACCUAGAAAUCGACCUACUCUGCUUAGACGAGGCGGGUGUGGUUUCAACCUCAGCGGCAAUCACGGUAAUGAGAUCGUUUCGACAAGUGUUUCGGGUGGUCGCGUGUGGCGACAAGAUGCAGCUGCUGAGCUGCUCUGACAACAGCCUCGCCACCAUACGUCGGUAUGGAGAACUGUCGGUACUCACACACAUGGAGAAGGAUGAUCGCACCUCAAAAGCGGCACUAAAAUUCACAUACCGCUUCUCGAGGCCACUGGCUGUUCUUAUAAGCUAA